Molecule: messenger RNA, 4452 nt
Organism: Aspergillus neoniger CBS 115656
Lineage: Eukaryota; Fungi; Ascomycota; Eurotiomycetes; Eurotiales; Aspergillaceae
Product: glycoside hydrolase family 18 protein
Exons: 10
Coding region: 1-4452 (1483 amino acids)
Biological process (GO): carbohydrate metabolic process
Molecular function (GO): chitin binding; hydrolase activity, hydrolyzing O-glycosyl compounds
Source: RefSeq, a predicted model, not a curated record
AUGCGGACGACUAUAGAUGCAAGCUCCGUCUCGCCUACAAUUGAAACCCCCCAGUUUCGUGGCUUCGCCCACACACUCCAUUCCUUACGUACCUGUAUCUCACUCUUUUCACCCUUUUCUUUCUUCAUUCGCAACUCUUCCUCCACCACGGUACCUUUCCGUCUUCCCGCCAGUCCUGGGUAUCAAGGCAGGUCAGUUGCUUGUCCAGCACGAUGUGCUGCAUCGGGCCCUAACCCUGCCAACUGGUCCCUCUAUCACAACUUCAACCAGUUCGCCUCGUGCGAAGAGUCUAUCUUUUACUCUUUUUCUUUUGUCGAUCCUGUCGAUGAACCUAACAGCCUUCAUCGCAUUUACGCCUGCACGUCAUUUGGUCCCGAUUGGGCCAACGUGCCGGCUAACACGUCAAACCUGGUCGCGCAGUCGAAAGGGGUCUCGCCCCCGUUGAACGGCACAUACCAGAUCGGAUUUUGGCCCUCCGCACAAGGUUCACCGGUCUCGUCUUCUCUCGCUACUCUCACCAAGCAGUUCCGCCAAUAUCUCUCUAAUGGGCUCGGCGCCGAAAACCGUCCGACCAUUUUGUUCGCCAGCUAUGGUUCUACCUCAGUUGGGCUUUACAUUGGUCAAGCUUUACAGAAACAGGGCAUUGGCAACAAUGCUCUGGCACACCUGGAGAGCUUCAUGACAGAAUCCAAUGCUAGUCUGUCGCCGAGUGUGGCUAUGCAAUUUUGCCAGCCGGGUCAAACCUCCCACCACGUUUUUGGCAUGAUGGCGACUGGUAAUGGAACAUUCGCUGCUAUUCAAGACGCCCUUGCCUCAUGGUCCAAGGCAGAAUGCUUGGCCUUCCCGUCAAUCCAGAAUGUCACCGGCAUUGUCCCACUCGUGACGCCGUUGUUCCCUUCCUCGAUCAACUCCACCUCAACUUAUGGUAAUACAACCUUCGUUCGGGGCAGAGUCUUCACCCCUCGGACUACCUGUUCUACCGUUCAGGUCGUCUCUGGUGAUAGCUGCAGUACCUUGGCUCAGAGAUGUGGGAUUACCCCAGCUCAAUUUACCAGGUAUAAUCCCGGGUCGAACGAAUGUUCUACCUUGACUCCUGGAGAGCACGUGUGUUGUUCAGCGGGCACAUUGCCCGACUUCACUCCAAAGCCUCAAUCUGAUGGCACUUGUGCCACCUACACCGUCCAGCCGGAUGACAGCUGCUCCAAGAUUGCCGCUACAUACAGUAUUAUCGUGGAUGAUAUCAACAACUUCAACCAGGACACGUGGGCUUGGAAUGGCUGCAAGCACCUUUACCCUCAUAAUAUCAUUUGCCUUAGUACAGGCAAUCCACCGAUGCCCGCCUCGGUCUCUAAUGCAAUCUGUGGGCCACAGGUGCCCGGCACCCCGACCCCUCCUAGUGGGACGAAUAUUUCCCUGCUAAAUGAGUGCCCUCUCAAUGCGUGCUGCGAUGUAUGGGGCCAAUGUGGUACGACAGCCGGGUUUUGCACCAACACUGGCACGGGGGCGCCUGGAACCGCGGCGCCGGGUACCAACGGCUGUAUUUCGAACUGUGGCACCGAGAUCGUGCGGAGUAGCCCUCCUGCAACGUACCGGAGUAUUGGCUUCUAUGAAGGAUUCAACUUGCAGCGUCCCUGCCUCUACCAGGACAUCUCUCAGCUCGACAUCUCGGCCUACACCCACAUUUAUUUCUCCUUUGGCGUGUUAUCCCCUUCCUAUGUGGUCCAGAUCCCUAACGCCACAGCAACAUACGAGUUCAACCAGUUUAAACAGAUCCAAGGAGCAAAGCGCAUUCUUUCGAUUGGUGGCUGGGCAUUUUCAACUGAUCCGAGCACUUACAUGAUAUUUCGGGAAGGCGUCACUGCCGCCAACCGUCUGACCAUGGCCACCAACAUCGCCAACUUCAUCAAAGACAACGACCUUGAUGGCGUUAAUAUUGACUGGGAGUAUCCGGGGGCACCGGAUAUUCCCGGCAUCCCUGCUGCUAGUACUGAUGACGGUGACAAUUAUCUCGCUUUCCUUGUGGUCUUAAGAAACCUCCUUGGCGAGAAUAAAGAACUUACAAUUGCGGCACCGUCGUCAUAUUGGUACCUGAAGGGCUUUCCAAUCAAGAAAAUGGCUCCGGUCCUAGAUUACGUCAUCUACAUGACCUAUGAUUUGCACGGACAGUGGGAUUCCAACAAUCAAUGGUCACAGCUUGGGUGUCCGACUGGCAAUUGUUUGCGGUCGGAUGUGAAUCUUACCGAAACCAUUGGUUCCCUGGUCAUGAUCACCAAAGCGGGUGUCCCCUCAAACCAAGUUGUUGUUGGCGUGACCAGUUACGGACGCUCAUUCGCCAUGGCCGAAGCCGGCUGCUACGGGCCUCAAUGCCAAUUCUUGGGUUCAGCUGACGACUCGCAGGCUGCACCAGGGCCUUGUACUCAAACUGCAGGCUACAUUGCCAAUGCUGAGAUUGAAGCUAUCCUCGCCAAUUCUUCCCGGGUCACGAAGAGUUAUAUCGACGCUACUAGUGACACAAAUAUCCUUGUUUACGACGACACUCAAUGGGUUGGCUGGAUGAGUGAUGGUGUCAAGUCAACGCGAAAGUCGCUCUACAAACGCCUCGCCAUGGGGGGAACCACUGAUUGGGCUACCGACCUGCAAAAGUACAAUCCGCCGCCGUUCAUUGCCAAGAGCUGGGCUAGCCUAAUUGACGACGUCGUCCUGGAUAAACAUCCUUACGAAGAAGGUAACCGAACCGGCAACUGGACUUCCUUGACUUGCUCGGAUCCAGCCAUCCAAGAUGCACUGUGGAUGCCAUGCGCCCAGCGCUGGGCGCAGCUGGACGCUUCCAAUGCUUGGUCCGAUGCAAUAAACGUCUGGAAGAACAUCGAUAAGCCGAAAAUGCCGGAUGAUGUCGAGAAGGACUUUUCCCUGUCUAUUAUGAACACUUUCCAUGCCGGUGAAAACGCUUAUUGCGGAUACCUCAACCCAAGAGGCCAUUACGCGUACUCUCAAUUUUAUGACGCUAUCAACGCAGUUGCUGGAACGUACAUUGAUAACCAGCUCCAGAACUUUGAGUCCACAUUCGCACCCGUGCCUCCGGCACAAAGUGAUACGUGGCUAGAAAUCUUGAUCAAUCUUUUUGGUCUUGGUAUCACGGCAGUCGCCGCACCGUACUUCAAUGGAAUCUAUUCAAGUCUACCGGCUCUUAGUAGUGUUCUUGGAGAUGCCGGGGCAGACACCGUUGCCGACAUCACGAGUGCCACUGUGGCGUACGGAGCAUCAAUUGCGAGUGAUUCACUGUCUACGAAAGCGCCGGGUAAAUGGCAACCAUCGUCCCAACAGAGUUUCACCGCCACUCUGGGGUCAGUAGUCACCGGUUGGGCUUCCCUCGCGGAAAAUCAGCUCUGGACAUUGUUCAAUGGAUCCGAUACCUCCAUCAGUGUACUCGGGACCUUGAUUGCCAAUGGUAACCUCAUUGAGGGCAGUGGCGGCAGCCCAUCGGUAAGCGCCAAUUCAACACUCAGCACCAACACCCAAAUCGAGAGCUACAUCAGCAAGGCCUUCUUCGGCUUCGCCAUCCCAUCGGUAUGGGCCGUCUCCGGGGCCGCUGCCUUCGUCGUCGACUCGGGCUAUGACUGCAGUGCGCAAAACCCGUUGACUGAUUACAUGACGGCCUCCACCCAAGAGUCCACUUAUGCAUGCUACAAUAACAAAUUGUACUAUCUAGUUUAUCCACACGGCAAGUGGAGAGGUUGUCCCGACAAGGAUACUGUGAAGACGGAUUGCGUUGAUUGUGGCCCGACAUCAACGUGCUCCGACCAGACGUUCUUCACUGCGCCACCAGGACUUAGCUCCCUCGGCUCAGGAUCUUGGGGGAACAUUACCCUGUCUGAUCUGAUUAUCGGGUCCGUCCGAACUUAUGUCGCCAACGGCAAUGCCAACGGCGGACCCGUCGCCAACCCCUUGGAUGAAGACACCCUGAAAGACCUCUCGAACCAGGAUAUCACUACCCCGGGCUAUAUCCGCCUCCCAGUGUGUAGCCCCCAGGUCGCCUGGGCCUCGUGGUCCACCCCAUCGCAGUCCAACUCUAGCACCCCGAAUUACCCCUGUAACCCGUUACAGGGCGUCACCAAGUGCAGCGGUUACACAUACCAGGAUGAGACCUCGUCGGCCUCCCCGAAGGUGUCCGACUGUCAAACCAUCGUAAAGAACAUUCAGAACACCAACGGCGAAUGGACUACUGGUAUCGGACACCAACGCGACAUUGCUAAGUUCGGGUCUUGCAAUUUUGGCGUCCAGAAUGUUGGCGUUACCGGUGAUGUCACUUAUCAUACUGGCAGUCAGGAUAUUGUUACCAUUAUCAACGAGGCAAUAUCCAAGUAUGCCUCUAAUGGUCUUGUCGGUGCGAAGGGGUACAUGGAGUGCAGUGGUGAUGCAGGUAGUCAGAAGGUCGAGUGGGGUCUGUAUUAG